AUGGGUUGGCUAGGGAAGUGUGGACUAUUGUUGGGUCUGGGAACAGUUACGUAUUUUGUGCGGUGGUUCUACAUCGGCCGAUUGUACGAUAGUAAAAGGAAGUUCCAGAACGGUGAACUGAUCGUACUGACCGGAGCAAACUCUGGCAUCGGGUUAGCAACCGUGCUGGAAUUAGCCGGUCGCGGAUGUCAUCUUGUUGUUGGGACGCGUUGUGCAACCGUGGGCCAAACACUCCGUGACAGGGUGCUUCACCAGUAUCCUGCCGCAACGAUUGACGCAUUCGUGCUGAAACUCGAAUCGCUCGCCAGUGUGACUGAAUUUAGUGAAAACGUGCGAAAUCUCAACAAACCCCUUUAUGCACUGAUAAAUAACGCGGGAGUAUUUUAUGUGCCACCGAGUCUUACCGAAGACAAGCUAGAGUAUCUGUAUCAGGUGAACUAUUUGUCACACUUUCUGCUGACAUUGCGUCUACUGCCUGCGCUAAAAGAACAACCGUGCGAUAGCCGCAUCGUGAACGUCGUUUCGCAAGCGCAUCGCUCGGUAAGCGAGAUACCGACGAACACCGAACGUUUUUGUGGUUCCCUGUUCCCCGACACAGCUUCCAAUCGGUUCCAGGCAUAUGCUUACAGUAAGUUCUGUCUGGUGCAGUUUUCCUACCGUCUAUCGCAGCUGCUAGCAGCAAGCAGCAACAACCCGUCCGUGCACUGCAUCGAUCCGGGUAACGUAGAAACGGCCAUCUAUCGUCACUUUCCACCGUUGGCGAAUCGGGUGUUAUUCUACCUGCAAAAACCGCUACGAAUUUUCCUCAUCAAAACACCGCACGAAGGUGCACAGGCCGUACUGUACGCGGUGUUAUCUGAACAAAAACCACCAUUCUACGUACGACGGUUCUGGGGCAAACGGGCAAGCGAUUUUGACGAAAUUAAUCCACUGGUUCGCAAGGAACAGCUCGCCGACACGUUAUGGAAACGGAGCCGGCAGCAGAGCAGUCAUCAGCUGCUCGAAAUGACGAUCUAA
This is a messenger RNA of Anopheles marshallii, 1017 nucleotides long. RefSeq lists its product as uncharacterized. The record is from RefSeq and is a predicted model, not a curated record. The transcript is spliced from 2 exons. Bases 1 to 1017 code for a protein of 338 amino acids. Lineage: Eukaryota; Metazoa; Arthropoda; Insecta; Diptera; Culicidae.